This is a messenger RNA of Olea europaea var. sylvestris, 360 nucleotides long. Its product is annotated as pathogenesis-related protein STH-21-like. Gene Ontology annotation, biological process: abscisic acid-activated signaling pathway. NCBI's taxonomy places the organism in Eukaryota, Viridiplantae, Streptophyta, Magnoliopsida, Lamiales, Oleaceae. The transcript has 4 exons. The record is from RefSeq and is a predicted model, not a curated record. Gene Ontology annotation, molecular function: protein phosphatase inhibitor activity; abscisic acid binding; signaling receptor activity. Bases 1 to 360 code for a protein of 119 amino acids. Gene Ontology annotation, cellular component: cytoplasm; nucleus.
AUGCGAUUUAAGAAUUGGGGAACACUAAGGAAUGGUGCGUAUACUGGAGUUACUCAUCUCAUAUGUGCAAACUACUGGAUAACAUCUAUGUCGCUUAUCUACAAUGUUGUGCAAUUGAGGGAGACAUACUUGGAGGACCAAAUUGAAUCUAUCAGACACGAGAUUAAAUUCAAGGACUCGAAGGAUGGAGAAUGUGUUGUCAAGAUCGUCAUUGAGUAUCAUGUCAAGGGUAAUGUUGUACUAAAAGAUGAGGAUAUUAAAGCAAGCAAAGAACGAUCUUUUGGACUCUACAAGUCUUAUGUAGAUUACCUAAAUGCCAAUGUCGUGUUUGAGCCUAAAUGUUUUCCAGUUAUGUCUUAA